ACCUUUUGAGAGCCACAACAUUGAUGAGGAGCAGACGGAGACAGACAGACAGACAGGCGGAGACAGACAGCGGGGACAGACGGUAGACUUUGACGCGGACGAUGGCGGACUGCGUCGGCUUCCAGGCUCAGAUCGCCUCGAUCGUCGAGAUUCUGGCCAAUUCUGCGGUGGCGGAAAUCUGUAAGCUGGUGGAGGACGGUUACGCGGCGCUGCGCGCUCAGAUGGAGCAGGAGCGAGACAAGAGCGAGAAGGACAAGAGUGCGCUGCGGCAGAAGCUGCGAGACAUGGACGUGAAGAUGAGGAGCUACGAGAGGAAGAUGAGGAGGCGCCUCCAGAGGGAGGAGGGACACGGGGAGCAGGAGGACAAGAGCAGAGGAGCAGCAGCAGGACCUGAAGACCUUCACACUCUUCCUGCCUCCUCUGAAGACAAAUCCUUCCACCACCUUUCAAAGCAGGAGGAAACCAAGCCGCUGCCGCUGGUGAAGCAGGAGAGGGUGGAGCGAGGCGACUGCAACCUGGACCUGAAGGUGGAGGUGAACAUCCGGGCGGAGUGUGGCCUCUCUGCUGCUCUGGAGUCCAGUGAAGAAGCUCCUCCCACUGUUGUGACUGACACCAGUGCCACCCACAUCACCGCCUCCACCAUACUCCCCUCCUCCUCCCCCACUGACGGCACAAUGGAUCUGGCCUGCCAACCUCGAGCCAAGCGUAAAGCCGUCAAGCCUUUGGGCAGCAGUUUGACAGGCGGUGGAGGCGGUGGAGGCGGUGGAGGCGGCGGAGGCGGCGGAGGUGGAGGUGGCCCGGUCCCUGAUGCUGCACACCAGGAACUUGGCGUGACAGAUGGUGCUCUGAAGCCAGAGAUCCAGACUGAUGAUGUCACUGUAGAAGAACUUCACCCCUCUCAAUUGUCGACCCCACUAGCAUCAGAUGAGCCAAGCCCUGAUCGACUCAACAGCCUGGGCCUGGACCUGGCCUGGAUGCAGGAGAGGGUCAGCCAUCUUGGUGCUGCAUACGCGGUGGCACAGUUGGGUUUGGGAAAUGCAGAACAUCCCUCCGCCUCCUUCUCCUCACAGGGAGGAGGAGACAGUUUAGACGGCCCUCCAACCAUGCUCUUCACGGGCGGAGCUCAUGAAAUGGCUGCGUUUGCCGCUUCCUUUGACAUGGCUGCCGCUGCCGCUGCUGCUGCUGUAGCUGCACCACCUCCUCCUCCUCCUCCUCCACCCCCACCAACAGCUCCUUCUGUCACCACAACCAGCCAGAGGCGGCUGUACAGGAGCAGCGCUGCCACCGUUGCUGCUGUUGGUAAAGAGUCUGUGGCGUGCGCGGUGUGCGGCCGUCUCUACCCCAGCGCCGCCGCCCUGGAGCUUCACCAGCGGGUGCACACGGGGGAGAGACCAUUUACCUGCCCUCACUGUGGGAAGGGCUUUGCCCAACCCAACAACCUGCGAGUCCACCUCCUCAUCCACACUGGAGAGAGGCGAUAUCGGUGCACACUGUGUGGGAAGAGCUUCAUCUCGUCCAGCCACCUGAAGCGGCACCGCACGGUCCACACGCAGGAGAAACCGUACAGCUGCGCGCGUUGUGGACAGUCCUUCAGCCAGAUGUGUAGCGUUCGCAGACACCGGCAGCAGUCGCAGUGUGGCCUAUAGACCGAGUGCUGCAGGAAGCAGAUGGAAUCUGAAGCGUGGAUGGUUAGAAUCUCUUCACGUGGGAAUUCAUGCAUCUUUAUGUAAGCACGAACAAAUGUGACAAGACUGAAUCCUGUGAUAUUACGACGUAUGUAGAGUUGAUGUUUGCCUUCAGUCAUAGCAGUAUGUGAACUGUGCUUCAAGGUGGAGCUCGUCUCAACCUUCUCUUUCUCUUUGACCACGUUCAGAUCUGGUAUUGACAUCCGUCCACAGAGAUCCAAUCAACAAGUAGAGGUCGACCAGUAAGCCAAUAUAAAACUUUACAACAAUAGCAUACAUCGAGGAAGUGCAUUCAGUCACUCACUCACCCACUCCUCUUCUACCACGUGAGGGUCGCGGGGGUUACUGAUGCCAAUCUCAGUUGAUAGAGCGAAAGGCGGGGUACACCAUGGACAGGGACACAUAGAGACAAACAAACGUGUGGCCCCUUGAGGAACUGCAAACACACAGGAAUACAUAGAGUUUAUCCCAAAGAGACAAGUGCAACAGAGUGAACACCAGUCUUUUCCAGGUCUCAAAUUAAGUCAGUCCUGGUUUACUCGCUCGGUCAGACAGUUGUUUCCUCUUCCCCACUUCCCCCGACAACGUUUUUAUUUCUUCCUUUUUUGGACUGAUAUGGAGCUGAAAUGGUGGCCGAAGAAACCCUUCAAAAAAAAUGUGGUUUUCAAAAGAAAACGUAGCAGUGUCGAUGAAGCCUCACAAAGAACACUUCUGAAUAUGACCUUAGGUUCUGGAUCGGAUGGCGCAUUCAGAGCGUAUUUUGGCGGGUUCACACCUGAAGACCUGAACACCUGUGAUUGGAUCAUUCAGGAUUGAUGUUGGUACCAGGUCUUUUUUUUAUUUUUUAAAGGAAAGGAUCAGUAAUAUAAAUGAGUGCCUCAGACAGUGUUGACAAAAACACUUAACCCCCCUUUUCUUUGCGUUUACGUACAUACAAGUGUUCUUUUAAAAAGUUUUGGGCCUCAAUCACUGUAGAACGAUUGUUCUCGCAUAAUAUUUCAACGUAAGCUUGGUAUGGCAAAUUUUAAACG
Solea solea (common sole) is the source of this 2716-nucleotide messenger RNA. Its product is annotated as zinc finger protein 358-like. The record is from RefSeq and is a predicted model, not a curated record. Gene Ontology annotation, cellular component: nucleus. The coding region runs from base 102 to 1646 and encodes 514 amino acids. The transcript has 4 exons. NCBI's taxonomy places the organism in Eukaryota, Metazoa, Chordata, Actinopteri, Pleuronectiformes, Soleidae.